This is a messenger RNA of Camarhynchus parvulus, 3193 nucleotides long. Its product is annotated as toll-like receptor 1. Bases 910 to 2871 code for a protein of 653 amino acids. Lineage: Eukaryota; Metazoa; Chordata; Aves; Passeriformes; Thraupidae. The record is from RefSeq and is a predicted model, not a curated record. The transcript has 2 exons. Gene Ontology annotation, molecular function: lipopeptide binding; transmembrane signaling receptor activity; Toll-like receptor 2 binding. Gene Ontology annotation, biological process: toll-like receptor signaling pathway; cellular response to bacterial lipopeptide; inflammatory response. Gene Ontology annotation, cellular component: membrane.
GCCCCAGGGAGGAGGGAGGGCUGGCUUUUGUCCCUCGCUCUUCUUCCGGCUGUGUGAGGCGGUUGGUUGCAUGUUGUAAAGGGGUAGCGCGACGGAGCUGCCGAGCCGUCCCCGGGCUCCAGGCUUCUCUGACCCAGCGCGGGGAGCCGCCCCGGCCGCCAUGCCCGCCCCUCACGGCUCUCGGCGCGGGGGACGCGGCGGGGCCCGGGGGACCCCACUAGAAGCGCCGGCCGGAGCGUCGGGCGCGGCUGCAGCGGCGCUUCCCUCCGGGCCGGCGGCGAUGAGGCGGAAAAGGGGUGAAUUUCAUAGAAUCAUAGAAUAUGCUGAGUUGGAGGGGACCUAUUGGGAUCAACGAGUCCAACUUCUGGCCCUGUACAGGACACCCCAAGAAUCACACCACGUGCCCGAGAGCGUUGUCUCCAAACGCUUCCUGGACUCAGAUAAGCUCGGUGAUGUGGCUGCUUCGCUGGGAGCCAGUUCGGUGCUUACCCGUCCUCUGAGAGAAAAAUUCCAAAUUAAUCUAGUUGCUGAGCUGGCAUAUUUUUUUUUUUUAGAAAGUCUAAUCCUUCCUCAAAGUGAGCACUUACUGACCUGGGGUCGGUGAAACACUUGGUGGAGCAACGGGGUUUCAGGCUGUUCCAAACAGCCUGUGGUUCUUGUUUCUGUGUAAUUCCUCAUACCUGUUCCUCUUUUUGCCGCCUCAUUUUAAAGCGAAGCAUGGCCUUUACAGUGGUGAAAGGCGACACAGCAUCAUUUCUAUCACUAGUCUGCCAAAGAGAGCAGUUACUUUUGACGCAGGAGGCAAACCAGCACAUUGUGAGCCGCUGAGGAGAGCUACUCCAAGAGGAUUGGAACAAAGAUGGACAGUUAAGAAAAGUAUUGAGCACCUGCAAGGAAGGAGAAAACAGUAUGACACUAAAUACGAACUUUCUCAGAAACGUUUUUCUGUGCAAGUGUCUGUUUGCAUUAACUUUUUGGAACCAUGUCAACCUGUCUGUGGAAGUUGAACUCUUUACAUCUGUUUCUAACAAUUUGCCAGAAGAUGAUUCUAACCAAAAAAUCACGAGCCUGCCACACCUGUAUACAAAGAGUCAUCCGUCCAAAGCUGAUGGUGAUUGGGUUGUGAUACAAAAUACUACAGAAAGCCUGUCAUUGUCAGAAAUCAGAAAUGAACAUGUAAAAAGCUUGAUAGCUUUAUUAUCUAAUUUCAGACAAGGAUCCAAGUUACAAAAUCUGACACUGACAAAUGUGUCAGUGAAUUGGAAUGAUCUAAUGGCAAUUUUUCAGACUGUAUGGCACUCAUCUGUUGAAUACUUCAAUAUUAACAAUGUAACACAGCUGUCACAAGUUCAAAGUUAUGACUUUGACUACUCAGGUACUUCUAUGAAAGCACUGACAAUGAAGAAAAUUAUAAUCACAGACAUGUACUUCACACAGGAUGACCUAUACAGAAUAUUUGCAGACAUGAAUAUUGCAGAUAUGACAAUAGCUGAUUCAGAGAUGAUUCAUAUGCUUUGUCCUUCAUAUAAGAGUCCCUUUAGAUACCUAAAUUUUUUAAAGAAUGAUUUAACAGAUUUUCUUUUUCAAAAAUGUGACAACCUACUUGAGCUGGAGACAUUAAUCUUGCAGAAGAAUAAAUUUGAGAGCCUUCUCAAAGUAAGCUUCAUGACGAGCCGUAUGAAGUCCCUGAAAUACCUGGACAUGAGCAACAACCUGCUGCGCCAUGACGGAGCCGGCGUGCAGUGCCAGUGGGCUGAGUCUCUGGCAGAGCUGGACCUGUCCUCCAAUCAGUUGGUGGAUGCUGUGUUUGAGUGCUUGCCAGUCAACGUCAAAAAACUCAGCCUACACAACAAUCAGAUCAGCCAUGUCCCCAGCAGGGUGGCGGAGCUGAAAUCCUUGGAGGAGCUGAACCUGGCAUCGAACAGGCUGGCCGACCUGCCGGGCUGCAGCGGCUUCACGUCCCUGCAGUUCCUGAACGUGGAGAUGAAUUCCAUCCUCACCCCAUCUGCUGACUUCUUCCAGAGCUGCCCGAGGGUCAGGGAGCUGCAGGCCGGGCACAACCCGUUCAAGUGUUCCUGUGAGCUGCAAGCCUUUAUCCGGCUGGAGAGGCGCCCGGGGGGGAAGCUGUUUGGCUGGCCGGCAGCCUACGUGUGCGAGUACCCAGAGGGCUUGCGAGGGACGGAGCUCAAGGACUUCCACCUGAGCCCGCUGGCUUGCAACACGACGCUGCUGCUGGUGACAGCUCUGCUGCUGACGCUGCUGCUGGUGGCUGUGGUGGCCUUCCUGUGCAUCUACCUGGAUGUGCCGUGGUACGUGCGGAUGACGUGGCAGUGGACUCAGACGAAGCGCAGAGCUUGGCACAACCGCCCCGCAGAUCAGGAGGCCGUUCUGCAAUUCCACGCAUUCAUUUCCUACAGCGAGCGCGAUUCGCCGUGGGUGAAGAACGAGCUGAUCCCGAACCUGGAGAGGGGGGAGGGCUGCGUGCAACUGUGCCAGCACGAGAGAAACUUUAUCCCCGGCAAGAGCAUUGUGGAGAACAUCAUUAACUGCAUUGAGAAGAGCUACAGGUCGAUCUUUGUGUUGUCUCCCAACUUUGUGCAGAGUGAGUGGUGUCACUAUGAGCUGUACUUUGCCCAUCACAAGUUGUUCAGUGAGAAUUCCAACAGCUUAAUCCUCAUUUUACUGGAGCCCAUCCCUCCGUACCUUAUCCCUGCCAGGUAUCACAAGCUGAAAGCUCUCAUGGCAAAGCGCACCUACAUGGAGUGGCCGAAGGAGAGGAGCAAGCGCGCCCUAUUCUGGGCUAACCUCAGGGCAGCCAUUAGCAUUAACCUGCCAAAAGCUGAUGAAAACUCAUAUGAGGAAACAGAUUAAGCAUCUUUCUAAUGGAGUUUCAUCUGUUUUUUCUUAGUGAAAUAAUAAAUAUGAUUUCCAUUCAUUGUAAAUGUGUUUAACUUUUUAUUACACAAUCUUGUUUCCAACUCGUCUUUGUGUUGCCUCCUAACUGUAGUCAAAAUUCAAUUCAUCUUAUGGCAAAUCUCUUGAGAUAGCAAAUUGCAAAUGAAUUUGUAUAUGGAUGUUGAAAUACGACUUGAAUAUUAUAGUGAGUUUUUCUCAGCAGAAUAAAAUCUGGAGCAGUUUAGUGUAGUCAUGUGGAAGAGUAUUUCAGCUGUUGGAUAGUUUGCAGAGCUGCUUU